AUGGGCACCCCCGCCGAAGAGGCCCCAGAGCGGCUCAAAGACACUUCCCCAGGCAUUAGACAUGCAGAAGCCUUGGGCGAGCUUGUUGCCCUGGAGCAAGAUGCCCCCUAUGAGCAAGAUGCAGAGGCAGCUACAGCUGCAGCUGCGGCAAGUGCCUUUAUUGCAGCAGCUGCAAGUGGAAUUACUGCUUCUGCGGAUGAGCUGCUGCAGUGGCCGCCUAAGACAAUGCUGUGGAGGGACAGGACGCCAGCGGAGAUCCUGUCAGCAGCUGCAGCACACCAACAACAUUGGCUGCUGCCUCUCCACUGGCAGCAGCAGCAGCAGCUGCUGCUGCCCUUAGGGGAGACUCGGAUAGAUAAGGCCCUCGGCGGGGGUCUGCCAGCUGCGAUGCUUGGCGAGAUCUGUGGAGCUGCGGGAAGCGGCAAAACGCAGUUUGCGCUGUCGCUUGCUGCUGAGUGCGUGCUGCAACAGCACUUGAUGCAGCAGCAGCAGCAAAGCCUUCUCGCAAACAGGGCCAGCAGCUUUAAUAGCAGCAGCAACGCCAUGGGAGUGGUGUACUACAUACAUUCCGAGGGAGCGUUUCCAGCAAGUCGCCUCGGCGAGCUGCUGCACCAGAGAUUAUUGCGAAGAUCCCCCUACCCACCCUCAGAGACCGCAUCAACAGCAGCAGCAGCAACGGCAGCCGACUUGCUGCAGCAAGUCUUGGUGGAAGAAAUAAACUGCGAAGAGGAGCUUGUCUCGUGCGUGCUGUACAAACUACCGCGGUUGCUGGUCUCGAAGGGCCGCCUGGUCCUCGUUGUGAUCGACUCCGUUGCUGCCCUGCUAAAGCCCAGCGCUGCCACAGCAGCAGCAGCAACAACGCACAACAGCAAGCUCGCCCGGCUUGCUGCGCUCUUGAGGCGAGUUGCUGCAGAGCAUACCUGCUGUUGCCUCGUGAUUAAUCACGUCUCCGCUGUGCUUGAUGCCUGUUCUACACUUUCUGCCGGUCCUCCUAAUGCCGCUGCUGGAGCACCCAGGAGGAAGCAUCAGGAGACAGAGAACGCUAAGCGGUGUAAGCUUAGUGACGGGCAGAAUCAUCAGCAGCCCCAUGGAUGGCCAAUAGCUACUGAGGCUACUGCAUCAACAGGUCCUCCCACAGAACUUCGUGCUGCUUUAGGGGAGUUAUGGGGAAGCUGUCUUCACUACCGCCUCUUUCUCUCGCGCGUAUCUACCCACUGUACCACGGAAGAAGCUGCCGACAUGACGGAUGCUCCGCAGCGCCAGCAGACAUACCGGCCUUUUGGAAGCAUGCGAUACAUGCAUUUGCUCUUCGCGCCGCAUCUUGCUCCUUCAUCCACGCCCUUUGCUGUGACGGAAGCCGGUGUCAUUGAUGUAUGA
Cyclospora cayetanensis is the source of this 1377-nucleotide messenger RNA. Its product is annotated as DNA repair protein XRCC3. Bases 1 to 1377 code for a protein of 458 amino acids. The record is from RefSeq and is a predicted model, not a curated record. NCBI's taxonomy places the organism in Eukaryota, Apicomplexa, Conoidasida, Eucoccidiorida, Eimeriidae. Gene Ontology annotation, cellular component: replication fork; Rad51C-XRCC3 complex. Gene Ontology annotation, molecular function: ATP-dependent DNA damage sensor activity; four-way junction DNA binding; ATP binding. The transcript has a single exon. Gene Ontology annotation, biological process: double-strand break repair via synthesis-dependent strand annealing; telomere maintenance via recombination; t-circle formation.